AUAGGGACACGGUGGGGAACGACAACACCGGGUGGGACACCGGGAAUGACAACAUCGGGAGCGACACCGGUAGUGACAUCGGGACACGGCGGGAGCGGCACCGGCAGCGGCGCGGGGCCGGGGGCGUGUCCGGGGCGUGUCCGGGGCGUGUCCCGUGGGCGUGUCCCGUCCGUUGUCCCCGCCCGGGCGGUGCGGGCGCUCUCGCGCGCUCUCGCGAUACCCGUUCGAACGGGCGGCGGGCGGGCUCCCUCAGAGGGCCGGGCCCCGCCAUGCCGCUGCGGCCGCGGCUGCUCCGCACCUACUCGCGGCGCGCCGGCUACCUGCGCCCGCCGCCGCCGCCCGACCGCUGGAUCUCGCCGCCGCAGGACCGCCGGCGCCUCUUCAGCUCGACCUCCGCCGCCUCCAGCACCGCCUCCAGCGCCCUCUCCCCUUCCAGCGCCUGCUCCACCCCCUCGGACGACCCCGACUUCUCGCCGCCCGGCAAGCGCCCCCCGCAGCCGCUGGGUAAGCGCCCCGCCUGGACCGGGCGGCUGCGGGCCCGCAGGAAGCAGAAGCGGGGCCCGGCCGGGAAGGAGAACCGUAAACCGGAGCCGCGGGAGCCGGAGAGCCGGGCGCGGGGAAAGAAGAACCGGGAGGCGGCGGGGAGGAAGAAGCCGUGGAGCCGGGGCGCGGAGCCGCGGCGCUCGCUGUCCUCGCCCGGCACCGGUAGUGACACCGGGACACGGCGGGACACCGGGAACGGGACACCGGAACACGGGGCGACACUGGGAGCGACAUAGGGACACGGUGGGGAACGACAACACCGGGUGGGACACCGGGAAUGACAACAUCGGGAGCGACACCGGUAGUGACAUCGGGACACGGCGGGCUCGGCGCCCGGCGACAGCCCCCCGCCCCGCCGCCGCCGGCCCGUGCGCCUCAGCUCGCUCCUGCUCAGCACCACCAUCGAGGGCGGCUCGGGGCUGGGCGACUCCCGCUCGCAGCGCCCGCUGCCCCGCGGCUCGCCCGAGGGGUGCUCCGGGCGGCGGCACCAGGAGGUGCCCGAGUGGUUCCGAGAGCAGGGCUUGGCUCGGAGCUCAGAGCACGGGUCCCGCCGCGUUCUGAGGUCGGCGGGGCGGGGGUCCUGCCCGGCACAAGCUGCCCCGUCCCCGCUGAAAGCCCCAAGCAGUCCCCAGGAAGCGCUGCCGCCGCUGGAGGAUGAGCCUCAGCCCCCUGUGCCCUGUGACAGCGGCAGUCAUGAGGAGCCCUGUGAGGUUCCAUCUCAUCUCACGACAGAUUCAGCCAAAAGAGGCUCCAGCUGUCAGAGAGACGUAACCGAGGAGUACCAGCUUGUGCCAGUGGUUGUCCUGGACCCUCUGGAAGUGCCAAGGAGAUUGAAGAGCUUGAAACUCAACAAUGAGGCUGAUGUUCAACCCGCCUGCCUGCAGCCAGGAUCUCCCGUGGGCCGCCAAGGAAUCUCGGAGAGCAAACACAAAAGGACCAAGGGUGUCCCUGGGGAGGGCAGCACCUGCAGGAAAGCUUGCAUCAGUGGCUUCAGUGCCAGCCGCUGGGGCAGGCACACCCAGCUCAGGCCAAGAAGGCGCAAGAACAAGAGGCAGCAGCAGCCCAAUGGCUCCCUUUUCAGACUCCAGACGAGGCAAAAACGAGCUCGGAAGGGAGCUCUGGAGGUGUCUGUAGGUGUCAGAAACAAUGACUCUUCACUCCUCAAUAACUCUUAUUCCUGGGCUAGAGUUCGAGCGUCUCUGUCCUUCCAUAAAAAGAAGAAAGUGACCACAGAUGAGAGUUUCUGCAGCAGCAUCCUCUGCACCCCUUCAGGGAGAUCCCAGCUUUCGGGGUACCAAGCCAGCCUGUCUGCUGGGAAGGCUCAGGGCUGCUCCUGGUUUGCUUCCUCCAUGGUCCUGCUGGCUCCCAGGGACUCCUCCUCUGUCCUGGAGCUGCUCCUCACAGAUGCUGAGAAAGUGUUUGGAGAAUGCAACCAGGAGGGGCCUAUUGCUUUUGAGGAAUGCAUUCCUUUAAAUAAGAUGAAAGAUUGCAAGAAAAUUGGAGAAGGGGUGUUUGGAGAGGUGUUCCAGAUUGACAGCGAGAGAGGACCUGUGGCCUUAAAAAUAAUUCCCAUUGAGGGGACUGAAAAAAUAAAUGGUGAAGCUCAGAAGAGCUUUGGGGAGAUUCUGCCUGAGGUGAUAAUCUCAAAAGAGCUCAGUCUUCUGUCUGAGGGCUCUGUGAACAGAACUGUGGGGUUCAUCAGCCUCUACUCUGUGCACUGCGUCCAGGGGGCCUAUCCCAGGUACCUCCUGGAAGCCUGGGACAAAUUCCACAAAGAAACAGGCUCAGAAAACGACCGGCCAGACUUUUUUGGUCCUCAGCAGCUCUUCAUGGUGCUGGAGUUUGAGUUUGGAGGCCAGGACCUGGAGCGCAUGAGGAGCAGCUUCGCCUCGGUGGCAUCAGCCAGGAGCAUCCUGCACCAGGUGACGGCGUCCCUGGCCGUGGCAGAGCAGGAGCUGCACUUCGAGCACAGGGACCUGCACUGGGGCAACGUGCUGGUCAAAAGCACAGAGGUGAGAGAGCUGCACUACGUGCUGAACGGAGAGACACGCUGCAUCCCCACGGCUGGCAUCCACGUCAACAUCAUCGACUACACCCUGUCCCGCCUGGAGAAGGACGGGCUCACUGUCUUCUGCGACCUCUCCACGGACCUGGAGCUCUUCCAAGGCACUGGGGACCACCAGUUUGACAUCUACAGGCAGAUGAAAGAGGAGAACUCCAACAGCUGGACCGACUACCACCCGCACAGCAACGUCCUCUGGCUGCACUACCUGGCUGAUAAACUUUUGAAAGCCGUGACCUACAAGAAGAAGGCAUCAACUCCUGCCCUGAAGAAGAUCAGGAUGCAGCUCAGCAAGUUCCACAAGGAAGUGCUGACCUUUGGGUCUGCCCAUGAUGUUCUGCACCACAGCAGCCUCUUCCAGUGAGCAGGGGUCCAGGGACUGAGCCACUGGUGCUGCCUUUCUCCUCUGCUUUUUGUAUGUGUUGGCACAAUGAAGUGCUUUGAUUGGCUCCCAGUAUUUUUAGUGUCCUAAAAGAUCCCCUCCAAUGUCUUCUGCUCUGAGAUGUUUCCAUACCUGCUGGUUUUGAGGGGUGCUGGAGGGGAGACAACAGAGCUGACUUUGGAGAAAGGAGGGGAAAAGAGACUUCUUCAGGCUCAGUUAAUGCUCUGAAUUUCACAUAAAUGUUCUUACCAUUUUAGCCUUAGAUUAUUGCAAGUUCUUUUCUUACUAUAUUGUCUUUUUUACAGAUUCUUUUUUUAAAGAUAAAAACUCUUCAGUUCUGGACAGUGAGGACAAGGCUUGAAUAUUGUUGGCUCACUGGAGACAGAAAGGAAGAUCCAUCUUUUGAUUUAAUUUUGGCAGAAUUUAUACCUGGAAUGAAAGUAUAAAAUGUAAAUAUGUAAAGUUUCUGUAAAGGGUUUUAGACCCACUAAUCUGGUUUCUUUUUCCCCCUUUCUUAAGGACCAAGGAAGAGGUACCUGAUUGUGAAAAAAAGAAGACAAAGUAGCUGUGUUCCUCAUUUUUAAUGGUUAUAAUGUUGUGUACACUGAUAGCAACUCAAAUCUGUAACCUGGUGGUAGCACUUGAAGCAAUUUCAUCCUUUAUCUACAGAAGAAAAUGCCCAAGGUAAUAAAUGUUCUUUAGUCCUGACUGCAGGUGGACCAGGUGCCCUAAACUGGAGGCUCUUACAUUAAAUCCCAAUUCCCUGUUUUCAAGAAGUCCUUUGCUAACAUUCUUGUUUAUUAAAGAAACUGGGCUAAAGAGAACAAUAAAUCAAACUGAAGUGAAAAGUGAAUUAAAUUCUGAUCCAAUGACACAGAUGCAUUAAGAAAUUAAGUGGCAGCAUCAUCAAAUUCAUUGUAACUGCAAUGCUCUCCAUGCAGUCCAGAGAAUAAAUGUUGAAUAUUGCAUCUUAAAGAUUCAUCUUGGACCCUCUCUUGAAAUCUCCUUUUUACAAACCCAGCGAGGAGACCCUGGGGUGGUUUUAUUGUUCUGCCUUCCAGACACUGCAGAAAGUGACCUGACAAUCUGCAGUGCUGCAAAUUAUUAAGAUGGAAAUUGUGCUGGAAUAUUCCCAGGCAUCCUCUCAGCCUUUUUUUUUUUUUCCUUUAAUUGAAUAAAGUCAUGCACUGUAAUUGAAUGGUCUUAAAACCCACUUGGUAAGGCCUGCAGUGGAUGCUCAUCUGACAUCAAGGAGUGUUCCUCAGUCACAAUGGUGCUAAUUUCAUUUAUGCUUUAAAAGAAAAAAAAGGAUGGAUGAAACCAUGUUAUUUUUGCCUGUCUUGGUGCUUUGUUUCUGAUUUGAGAACUGAUUUUGGCUGUACUGGAGGGAUGGGGCAUUGGCAGGAAUUAAUGCCAGGAGAGGUGACAGCCCCCAGGAGGACCUGGUGCAGUAAUUUGGAGAUUCUGAAAGCUGAAACCUCAGAAUGUUUCCCUGCAAACCAAUUUGCUGAUUUGUGAACAUGUAGUAAUUUUCAUUAAUCAAAAUGUAAAGCUUCUACCUCCCCCCAAAACUGGACAUGAAAUUGAUAUAAAAACCUUUGCUUUAAACUGUGCUUGCAAGGAAGUGCAGCUGCCAGAGCUGAGUCCUCAUUUCCUUUUUUAAAGAUGCUCUUUGAUUAAAAAAAAACACAGAAAAAAA
Passer montanus (Eurasian tree sparrow) is the source of this 4686-nucleotide messenger RNA. RefSeq names its product histone H3 associated protein kinase (gene HASPIN). The transcript has 2 exons. The record is from RefSeq and is a predicted model, not a curated record. Gene Ontology annotation, cellular component: cytoplasm; nucleus. Gene Ontology annotation, biological process: intracellular signal transduction; protein phosphorylation; mitotic cell cycle. NCBI's taxonomy places the organism in Eukaryota, Metazoa, Chordata, Aves, Passeriformes, Passeridae. Gene Ontology annotation, molecular function: ATP binding; histone H3T3 kinase activity.